Molecule: messenger RNA, 4782 nt
Organism: Verticillium dahliae VdLs.17
Lineage: Eukaryota; Fungi; Ascomycota; Sordariomycetes; Glomerellales; Plectosphaerellaceae
Product: brefeldin A resistance protein
Exons: 3
Coding region: 1-4782 (1593 amino acids)
Biological process (GO): transmembrane transport
Cellular component (GO): membrane
Molecular function (GO): ABC-type transporter activity; ATP hydrolysis activity; ATP binding
Source: RefSeq, a predicted model, not a curated record
AUGGAGGCGCGUGCGACACCACUCGAUACUGACGUCCCGGGCGGCUUCCCUGAGACUCCGGCCUCCAAUGGGGCUCCUACGCCACAAAGCCUACAGAAUCGCAACUCUGCCAGCAGGGUUGUCAACUACAGCGCUGGAUCCUACAUACCCACCUCGAACCAAAGUGCUGGGAAAACCUCGAAUGAUGGUCUUGCUGGAAAUGCUUCCUACUUCGGUUCUAUGAACGGCGGUCGAGACGCCCGUGCCGAGCCCUCACCCACCUACGGCGCCUCCUCCGAAGCCAGUACCCUGCAUGGCGAUCGGGCGUCGCACGAUCGUGAUGCCGCUCCUCUAGCCGCUGCCGCUUUUGCGUCGCAGGACUCGAAAAUCCUCGACGAAAAGGAGCAAGUUUCGCCAGCUGCCAGCACACCGUCCGAUGACGAUGAGCCCCAACUCGCGCCAUUAAAACCCGCCCCUAGUUCGACGGAGAAGUCGCACCUUCACCGUCAGAGGAGCGCCCGAAACGAGGAUGAACUCUUCCAGAUGCUAUCGAGGCGCCGGACCGGUGCAUCCUCGACGGCCGAGGAGCAAGAAGAAGAAAGCGAGAUCAACAUGCUCAUGGCUCGUAUGUUCGGAAAGACGCGUCAGGAGAAUUCAGAGGAGGAACAGACCCGCCACAGUGGUGUUGUCUUCCGCGACCUGACUGUCAAGGGCGUCGGUCUCGGUGCCAGCCUCCAGCCUACCGUGGGCGAUAUCUUCAUGGGGCUCCCGAGAACCCUGAAAAACCUCCUUACCAAAGGCCCCAAGGCUGCCCUGGCCAAGCCGCCCGUUCGCGAGCUCAUCAGCCACUUCGACGGCUGUGUGCGACCUGGCGAGCUCCUCCUUGUCCUGGGCCGUCCUGGCUCCGGCUGUACGACCUUUCUCAAGGCCUUUUGCAACCAACGCUCUGGCUUCGAAGCCGUCGAGGGCGACGUCACAUAUGGCGGCACUGACGCGCAGGAGAUGUCUAAGAAAUACCGUGGCGAGGUCAUCUACAACCCCGAAGAUGACCUCCACUACGCUACAUUGUCAGUGAAGAGGACGCUCAAGUUUGCGUUGCAGACCCGAACGCCGGGCAAGCACUCUCGACUCGAAGGCGAGAGUCGUCAGGACUACAUCGCCGAGUUCAUGAGGGUGGUCACCAAACUGUUCUGGAUCGAGCAUACCCUCGGUACCAAAGUCGGCAACGAGUUCAUCCGUGGCGUAUCUGGAGGCGAGCGCAAGCGUGUCAGUAUCGCUGAAGCCAUGAUCACCAGAGCCUCCGUUCAGGGCUGGGAUAACUCCAGCAAGGGUCUCGACGCGAGCACUGCCCUGGAGUAUGUGCGCUCCAUUCGUGCCAUGACCAACAUGGCCGACGUCUCCACUGCCGUAUCACUCUAUCAGGCCGGAGAGUCUCUCUACGAUCUUGCAGACAAAGUUCUGCUCAUCGACGGCGGCAAAUGUUUAUACUACGGACCUUCCGACGACGCCAAGCAGUACUUCAUGGAUCUUGGGUUUGAUUGCCCCGACCGCUGGACCACUGCCGACUUCCUCACCUCAGUCAGUGACCCUCAUGAGCGCAGCGUCCGCAAGGGCUGGGAGAACCGUAUCCCUAGAAGCCCCGAGGAGUUCUACGAAGCCUAUAAGAAGAGCGACGCGUACAGGAAGAAUCUGGCCGAUGUUGAGGACUUUGAGUCGUCGCUCGUCGAGCAACGCCAACAGCGCGAAGCUGCCUCGUCAGAGAUUAAAAAGAAGAACUACACCCUCCCUUUCCAUCAGCAAGUCAUCGCAUGCACCAAGCGCCAGUUCUUGGUCAUGACCGGAGAUCGCGCAUCUCUACUCGGCAAAUGGGGAGGCCUCGUAUUCCAGGGCCUCAUUGUCGGCAGCCUGUUCUUCAAUCUCGCUCCCACAGCCGUCGGCGUAUUCCCUCGCGGCGGUACUCUCUUCUUACUACUUCUCUUUAACGCUCUUCUCGCUCUCGCUGAACAGACUGCUGCCUUCGAGUCCAAGCCCAUUCUGCUCAAACACAAGUCCUUCUCGUUCUACCGACCGGCGGCAUAUGCUAUUGCACAAACCGUGGUUGACGUGCCGCUUGUGUUCAUCCAGGUGUUCCUCUUCAAUGUCAUCAUCUACUUCAUGGCAAACCUCGGACGAACGGCAUCGCAAUUCUUCAUUGCCACCCUCUUCUUGUGGCUUGCGACCAUGGUGACGUACGCCUUCUUCCGAGCCAUUUCGGCGUGGUGCAAGACCAUGGAUGAGGCCACUCGCUUCACGGGCAUUUCAAUCCAAAUCUUGGUCGUAUACACUGGCUACUUCAUUCCACCUAGCUCCAUGCCUCCAUGGUUCGGCUGGCUGAGAUGGAUCAAUUGGAUUCAAUACAGCUUCGAGGCCCUGAUGGCAAAUGAGUUUUCCAGCUUGGAUCUGCAGUGUGAGGCGCCAUUCCUAGUGCCUCAGGGUCCAAAUGCUUCGCCUCAAUACCAGUCAUGCACUCUUAAGGGCAGUGAACCCGGCAGUACUAUCGUCACCGGUGCGGCGUACAUCCGGGAGGCGUUCUCCUACACUCGGUCUCACCUAUGGCGCAACUUUGGCUUCCUCUGGGCCUUUUUCUUCUUCUUCGUCUUCCUGACCGCCCUCGGCAUGGAGCUGAUGAAGCCCAAUGCUGGCGGUGGCGCUGUUACCGUCUUCAAGAGGGGUCAAGUCCCCAAGAAGGUGGAGGAGUCAAUCGAGACCGGCGGCCACGAGAAGAAGAAGGACGAGGAAGCUGGCCCUAGCGGACACUUUUCGCAGGCCAUGCCCGACACGAGCAACACAGGCGAGACAAGCGGCGACGCCGCAAACCAGGUCGCAAAGAACGAAACCGUCUUCACUUUCCGCAACAUCAACUACACUAUCCCGUACGAGAAAGGAGAAAGAAAGCUUCUUCGGGAUGUUCAAGGCUACGUCCGCCCCGGAAAACUCACUGCUCUCAUGGGAGCUUCAGGUGCUGGCAAGACGACCCUUCUCAAUGCUCUAGCCCAACGUCUCAACUUUGGCACAAUCACUGGUGAUUUCCUCGUCGAUGGUCGACCCCUUCCCAAGUCCUUCCAACGUGCCACUGGCUUCGCGGAGCAAAUGGACGUUCACGAGCCCACAUCUACAGUUCGUGAGGCCCUUCAGUUUUCGGCUCUGUUGCGUCAGCCCCGCGAGACACCGAAACAGGAGAAGCUUGAUUACUGCGAGACCAUCAUCGACCUCUUGGAAAUGCGCGAUAUCGCCGGCGCGACUAUUGGCAGAAUCGGCGAGGGAUUGAACCAGGAGCAGCGUAAGCGUUUGACAAUUGGCGUCGAGCUUGCUUCAAAGCCCGAGCUACUGAUGUUCCUCGAUGAGCCCACAUCUGGCCUUGAUUCUGGCGCCGCUUUCAACAUUGUCCGCUUCCUUCGUAAGCUGACCGACGCCGGCCAGGCUGUGCUCUGCACCAUCCACCAGCCCUCAGCCGUUUUGUUUGAAUACUUUGACGAGUUGCUUCUUCUCAAGUCCGGUGGUCGUGUGGUCUACCACGGCCCUCUGGGACACGACAGCAGCGAGCUGAUCGGCUAUCUUGAGUCAAACGGCGCAGACAAAUGCCCGCCCAACGCCAACCCUGCCGAAUACAUGCUCGAAGCUAUCGGUGCUGGUGAUCCAAACUACAAAGGCCAAGACUGGGGUGAUGUGUGGGCUGAUUCCUCUCAUCGCGAGGCCCGUUCGCGCGAAAUUGAUGAUUUAAUUGCCGAGCGCCAAAACGUCGAGCCGACUGCCAGCCUGAAGGAUGAUCGCGAAUACGCUGCAUCCCUCGGUACACAGACGAUGCAGGUGGUGAAGCGUGCCUUUGUCUCCUAUUGGCGGUCACCCAAUUACAUCGUCGGCAAGUUCAUGUUGCAUAUACUCACUGGCCUUUUCAACACCUUCACCUUCUUCAAGAUCGGCUUCUCUUCGACCGAUUUCCAGAACCGCCUGUUCUCCAUCUUCAUGACGCUCGUCAUCUCACCACCUCUUAUCCAGCAACUGCAGCCUGUCUUCCUCAACAGCCGCAACGUUUUCCAGUCUCGAGAGAACAAUGCCAAGAUUUAUUCCUGGUUUGCGUGGACCACGGGCGCUGUACUUGCCGAGAUUCCCUAUGCCAUCGUCGCUGGUGCCGUUUACUUCAACUGUUGGUGGUGGGGGAUUUUCGGCCUCGAUGUCUCCGCCUUUGUGUCGGGCUUCGGUUUCCUCCUCGUCAUCCUAUUUGAGCUCUACUUCAUCAGCUUUGGUCAAGCCAUCGCUGCAUUCGCCCCCAACGAACUGCUCGCCUCCCUGCUUGUUCCGCUCUUCUUCCUUUUCGUCGUCAGUUUCUGCGGUGUCGUUGUCCCGCCCAUGCAGCUCCCCACCUUCUGGCGCGAGUGGAUGUACUGGCUGUCGCCCUUCCACUACCUCUUGGAAGCUUUCCUCGCAGCUGUCAUUCACGACCAGCCCGUCCAGUGUGCUUCUGAAGAGUUUGCUCGCUUUGAGGCACCGAACGGUCUUAGCUGCGAUGAGUACGUUCAGCCAUUCAUCGCCGAAGCGGGCGGCUACGUGCAGACAGCCUCUGAUGGGCUGUGUGAGUUCUGCCAGUAUGCCACCGGUGACGAGUUUGGUGUCGGCUUCAGCGUGUACUACAGGAAUAUCUGGAGGGAUUUCGGGAUCUUCUGCGGCUUCAUUGCAUUCAAUUACGCCGUUGUCUAUCUUGCCACGUGGUUGCGGUUCAAGGGGAAGAACCCCCUGAAGGGUUUUAUGGCCAAGAGGAAGAAUUAG